CACAUAAAAAGAGCGCGUUGUCGUGGAGAAGAGUAUCAGAAGCGUCUCGUCCAGCAGAACAAGAAACGUCCUCAUCGUGGAAGCGCUCAAACGCAUCGCCUGUGCUGUUAUAUAGAUAAUAAAAAAUGGCAAUGCCGAAAGCAAAUGAUUUGACAGCAGCCGUCUUCAUAGCAGCCAUCACCCUGCUGCUGGGCACGGCUAAUGGCAGCAUUUAUCAGACGAACGACGCCAUCGUUUUCGAAUUCGACAGGACGUGGGAUGGCUCUCUUCUCGCAAAGCGUUACCCUCCUAGCCAAUCGGAUUAUUUGCCAAUAAAGGCUUUUCUGAAUGGCGGCGUUAUCCCUCCUUCACACAUCCCCAUGAUGGACCCGUUUACAAAAAGCAAUCGGCACAGUAGCAACGUUCAGAGUUAUUAUAGCUGGCUGCAUUACCAUCCGUUGAUGUACGCUGGAGCGCGUGUUGCUCCAGAGUCCCCUCCUAACGAGACCCGUACAGCACAAUGCGGUGCUGGGCCUACUGAUAGGUCUACCCAUCAACGUAUUAUCGGCGGAAGUGAGGCUAUUCCCAAUUCCUGGCCUUUUGUAGUAGGCCUAAGCAUAGUAACUGGUGAGGGGAACUUAAUCAUCUGUGGCGGAUCUCUAAUUUCCGAAACUAAAGUUCUGAUCGCGGCUCGCUGUGUAGAAAGAUUCAGCAUGAUAGAUAUGUUUUUCGCGACUUUGAAACUUGGCAUGCACGAGCUGGAUGACUCACAAGCAACGAGGCGAAUCUCUCGAAUGAUGGUCCAUAAAGACUAUAACCCCAAAACAAACUCUUCUGAUAUCGCCAUUAUAACAAUGGACGCACCUGUCACUUUCACAAAAGCCAUUUCACCCGUCUGCUUGCCGGCAGUAAGUACUAACGUCGAUGCCCACGCCGGAAAGGUUGCCUACAUCAUGGGAUGGGGACCGACAAUUUCAACUAAAAAACAAGCAGCAGCCAAAUUGAUGAAAGAGGCCGUUUCGAUCAUAAAGGUUGAAGAAUCAGCUGAAACCACACCAGCAGCCAAAUUGAUGCAAGGGGCCGUUUCGACCAUAACGUCCGAAGAAUGCAAGGCCAUCUACCGGAAUCCUGGUCAAAUUUCUCGCUCUAUGUUGUGCGCUUCUAGUAGCGUAUCCGAUUUUUGCCAAGGUGACAUUGGCGGUCCACUGGUUUUACAAGCUUCCAACGGAUUGUGGACUCAAAUCGGCAUCGCUAGUUGGUCAGCUGGGUGCCAAAGUGAAACUGAAACUGCAAGUGUUUACACGAAUGUGGCGUUGCUAAGACCGUGGAUCAACACGAACAUGAUCGAUUGAUGUGUGACACAACGCAAAAGAUACACGACUCGGCAAACGGACAAAGAUUAUUCGAAACGUGCAUUAACUUUGAGUUUCCUAUUUAAAAAAAAAUAUAUUAUUCAUUCUUCCAAUUGGCUUGACACAUCUGAAAAAAGAUGAAAAUUGGUGUCCAGAUUUUUUGUUUUCUGAAUACAAACUGCAAAUCAAAAAUUC
This is a messenger RNA of Daphnia magna, 1526 nucleotides long. RefSeq names its product chymotrypsinogen B. The record is from RefSeq and is a predicted model, not a curated record. Gene Ontology annotation, biological process: proteolysis. The coding region runs from base 126 to 1331 and encodes 401 amino acids. Lineage: Eukaryota; Metazoa; Arthropoda; Branchiopoda; Diplostraca; Daphniidae. The transcript is spliced from 10 exons. Gene Ontology annotation, molecular function: serine-type endopeptidase activity.